CCUGCACGUACUCUUCUCUACUUCUCUUUGGUUCCCUGGGAAAACAUCACGUGAACGAACUGCCAGCGGUGGCUGAACCCAGAGCCCUUUAGGUAGUAAACUGCAUGGCUUGAGACCCGCGUGCAUGAUACAUCUCUGCCAUGGACGGAGACAGGAGGACAACUAUCUUCCGAUUUCCUGCCUGUUUGUGAGAGUCAGCCAAUCAGACGAUUUAAAGCACAAGUGGGAGCAGGCGGUGGUGUGGCGCCGCCGGCGGGAAGAGCUGCAGGACCAGACUGAGCGCCACCUGCAGAGGAUGGAGUAUCUGAGACGUGCUCGCCAGACCGGCCUCACCCCCACCAGAGGCUGGUGCCCGCCAGACAUCUGCCCAGCCGCCUGCGAGCUGGGGCGCACGACUGUGCCGGCCGCGCCGCAUCCACCUGCCACGCCGCCGACCUCCGGACCAGCUUCGCCGGCGCCGCUGGGUUCUCAGGGGCGGCCACCUGAACUCACAACUCCCCGUCGCUUGGCCAGGGCCCCGGGACGCCGACGGUCCGGGCUGAUCCCCUCUCCCGCUCGCGGUGGGGUGAGUAGGUUCGGCUGGAUGGCUCCCCGGCCUCAGUCAGGCGAUGGGGGUAUGUGGCGUGGUCAUUUACAUUUGUCUUUGGACAUUUUCAGAGGAAUAUUUUUCUUGAUUUGCUUUUAAGCUACGUAACACUGACCUAUGAAUCACUGAAGAAACACUUAACUCAAAGUAUGAAGCAAUGAUGUCACUACAUGUAACAGACAACUUGCCAGAAACUUAGCAUAUCUUGGUGUCCUAAAAGAAUUCAGGGUGUGUUAAAGAACAAAGUUGCUCAUACCAAAUAGUGACUUUGUAACUCGUUAGAAAAAAAAAUACUUGCAUUGAUGAUAGCACAUGUUUGAAUAAACUGGUGCAGGAUCAUUCAGUCUCAAAUCAGCCAAUUUUUAGAUCCUUUCCUGCUCAAAUCCAAUUUGCAUAAAAAUUUUAUGGUACAAAGUUUGAUUA
Oreochromis niloticus (Nile tilapia) is the source of this 1009-nucleotide messenger RNA. Its product is annotated as YLP motif-containing protein 1. The transcript is spliced from 3 exons. Lineage: Eukaryota; Metazoa; Chordata; Actinopteri; Cichliformes; Cichlidae. Bases 125 to 685 code for a protein of 186 amino acids. The record is from RefSeq and is a predicted model, not a curated record.